AUGGCUUCCCUGCCGCCCGUACGCGCAUGCAUCUUCGACGUAGACGGUACACUCAUCAACUCAGAAGACAUUUACACUGAUAUUUACAACAACAUCCUUCGCGAGUAUGGAAGACCAGACUAUCCUUGGAGAAUCAAAGUUACACAGCAAAGUAGAGGCACAAAGGGUACCAAGCGCCUGCUUGAUUGGGCACAAGUACCCCUCACACCCACGGAAUGGUCAGCCAAAGAGAAGGAAGGCAUACAUCUCUUUAAGAAUAGUAAAGUACUCCCCGGUGUUGAGACUCUUCUUGAUACCCUCAAAACAAGGACUUCGCCUCCCGUCCUGCUCUCACUAGCUAGCUCCGCCGGUCAUCAAAAGUUCGCCCUAAAGACGUCGCACAUACCAGCCAUCAACAAAGCAUUCGAUGAUCCUGCCUUUCAUGUCUUCGGCGAUGACCCGGAGAUGUCCGAUAGCAAAAAGAAGCCAGAACCCGAUAUCUUCCUACUCGCUCUAAAGAGACUGAACGAUACUGAAGCAGCUCGCGGGGAGCGUAGUUUGGAGCCUCGUGAAUGCUUAGUUUUCGAAGAUUCGAUUGCAGGCGUCGAGGCAGCGAGAAAAGCAGGCAUGCGCGUCGUGUGGGUGCCACAUCCUGGGCUAGCGGAAGUCUGUAAAGGACGGGAGAUGGAUGUCCUUAUGGGUACAACGGAGGAGGAUGGUAACGUGCCGGAUUAUGGGGGGCCCCUUGAAAGGGACACUAACAGUCCUUUUCUUGCUGAAGAUGGUCGGCUCUUGUCGGAUGAUAGGAUGGCAGAGAUGAGACACAGUCUUGAGGACUUCCCAUAUUCAGCGUACGGUAUCAACGUCGUGAAGUAG
Molecule: messenger RNA, 855 nt
Organism: Alternaria atra
Lineage: Eukaryota; Fungi; Ascomycota; Dothideomycetes; Pleosporales; Pleosporaceae
Exons: 2
Coding region: 1-855 (284 amino acids)
Molecular function (GO): phosphatase activity
Source: RefSeq, a predicted model, not a curated record